Molecule: messenger RNA, 3418 nt
Organism: Paramecium primaurelia
Lineage: Eukaryota; Ciliophora; Oligohymenophorea; Peniculida; Parameciidae
Source: the annotation of a GenBank genome assembly
AUGGCAUCUUAAAUUUAAGAGCCUCUAUUAGAUAUAUAAUCUUAAACUGAUUUUGGAAUGACUGCAAAAGAGUUAUCGUAAGAUAUUUAAAUAAAAUAUUUAGAUAGAUGUUUGUUCCUGAUAAUAUAAGAGAUGGAUCAAGUUUAGAUAUAUUAUCUAGAUUUGGAAAGAUUGAAGGAUUAAUAAAGAAAUUGAAAACAGAUGCUAAAGUAAUUAAGUAUAAUAAUAUAAUAGAAAGGAUUAGAUGGAACAAAUAUUAAUGAUUUGGAAUUGAGAGUUAAAAAGUAUUUGCAUAAUUAAAUAAAAUAGUUUUGGAGAUAAUAAACCAGAAAUAAAAGAACCAAAAACUUUAAUAGAAUAUGUAUAAAUAAAGAGAGAUUAAAUAGAUUCUUGAAAAUUUUGAAGAUCCAAUGUUAAGAAUAUUGUGUUUAGCUGCAGCAGUAAAUUUAAUAAUAGGUGUAUGGACUGAAGGUUGGAAAGAAGUAAAUUUUUAAUAUAAUAAAAUAAGGGAUGGAUGGAUGGUAUGGCAAUAUUUAUAGCUGUAAUAAUUAUUGUAUCUGUUACAGCAGGAAAUAAUUAUGUGAAAGAUUAAUAAUUUAGAAAAUUAAAUGCAAUAGCAGAGAAUAGAAAUGUAAAUAUAAAGAGAGGUGGUAAAAUAGUUAGCACAAAUAUUUACGAUUUAUUAGUAGGAGAUAUAAUGAUAGUGGAUACUGGAGAGAAAAUGCCAGUUGAUGGAUUAGUACUUGAAUCAAGUGAAUUAACAGCUGAUGAAUCUUCUGUUACUGGUGAAACUAAACCAAUUAAAAAGAUUGUUCCACUUUUAUAUGAUAAAACAGAUUAAAAAGAUAGUGUUAAUUCAUUUUUGAUUAGUGGUUCAUCAAUUAUAGAUGGAACAGGAGAAAUAUUAGUUUUAGCUGUUGGUGAGAAUUCAUAAUGGGGUAUUUCUAAAAAAUUAAUGACAUAAUAAUCUAAAGAUGAUAAAACUCCAUUAUAAGAAAAACUAGGUAUUUUAGCAGAUUAAAUUGGUGAAUAUGGAUUAAAAGCAGCUAUAAUAACAUUUAUUGCUAUGACACUUCAUUUAUUAUAUGAUGCUGUUUUUAAUGAAUAUCCUCUAUUUUCUGCUCAUGCUAUUAAAGAAAUAUUAAAUUUUUUUAUUGUUUCUGUUACUAUUAUUGUUGUUGCUGUUCCAGAAGGAUUACCAUUAGCAGUGACUAUUGCAUUAGCUUAUUCAGUUGGAAAGAUGAAAGAUGAAAAAAAUCUUGUUAGAUAUUUAUCUGCUUGUGAAACUAUGGGUGGUGCUAAUAAUAUUUGUAGUGAUAAAACAGGUACUUUAACUGAAAAUAAAAUGACUGUUACUAAUUUAUAUAUUGAAGAUACAAAUUUCAAUAAAUUAGAUUCUAAAGCAAUUAAAAGUUCAACAUUAUCAUUACUUUGUGAAGGAAUUUGUUUAAAUUCAAUGGCACAUCCAUAAAUUGAUGAGAAUGGUAAAUUUGAACAUAUAGGAAACAAGACUGAAUGUGCUUUAUUAGAAUUAGCUUAUAAAUUUGGAUAUGAUUUUAGAUAAAUUAGAUAAAAUAUGGGAGAAAAAAUUAAAAAGAAAUUCCCCUUUAAUUCAGAGAAAAAGAAAAUGACUAUUGUACUUGAUUUAAAGGGAGAUAGAACAUAAUUCACUAUAUUCACAAAAGGUGCUCCUGAUAUGCUUUUAGAUAAAUGUUCUCAUUAUAUUAAUGCUGAAGGAAGACCUGUUGUGUAAAAUAUUUAUAUUUAUUAUUUAUAGUAUUACAAAUGAUUAUAAAUAAAAAAUAAAUGCAGUGAUUAAAAAUUAUGCCUCUUAAUCUUUAAGAUCAAUACUUUUAUUAUAUAGAGAAACUAUGUUAUAAGGUAGACCAACAAAACCAGAAGAUUUUAAUAAUAUUGAAGACACAAUAGAUAAAUAAUAUACAAUAAUUGGUGUUACUGGAUUAUAGGAUCCUUUAAAAUAAGGUAUAGUGAAAGCAGUUUAAUAAUGUAAAGAAGCAGGUGUUGUUGUAAGAAUGGUAACUGGUGAUAAUUUUGAUACAGCAGUUGCAAUUUCUAAAUAAGCAGGAAUAUUACCAUCAAAUUAUGAACAUCAUGAAGAUUCAUUGGCUGUAUUGGAAGGAAAAACAUUUAGAUAAAUGAUAGAAGGAUUAGUUUAUGAAAAAGAAGGAGAUUCAUAAGUUCCUAAAGUUAAAAAUCUUUAAAAUUUUACAAUAAUUUCUAAUGAAUUAAGAGUUUUAGCUAGAUCUUCACCUGAAGAUAAAUUCUUAUUAGUAACUGGUUUGAAAUAACUUGAUAAUGUUGUGGCUGUAACAGGAGAUGGAACAAAUGAUGCCCCAGCAUUAAAAAAAGCAGAUGUUGGUUUUGCUAUGGGUAUAUAAGGAACUGAAGUAGCAAAAGAAGCUGCUGGUAUUAUACUUUUAGAUGAUAAUUUUGCAUCUAUUGUAACAGCUAUGAAAUGGGGUAGAAAUAUAUUUGAUUGCAUAAGAAAGUUUCUAGUAUUUUAAGUAACUGUAAAUGUAGUUGCUGUUUCUAUGGCAUUUUUGGGAGGAGUCUUUUUAAAGGAAUCACCUCUUACAAGUAUUUAAAUGUUAUGGGUUAAUCUUAUAAUGGAUACUUUGGCAUCUCUUGCAUUAGCCACUGAACCACCUAAUGAUGAAUUAUUAACACGUAAACCAUAUGGUAGAAAAGAACAUAUGAUUACAUCUGGUAUGUGGAGAAGCAUUAUAUGUCAAGCAGCAUUUUAAUUAUUUGUUCUUUUAAUCAUAUUAUUCAAAGGUGAUUCAAUCUUUGGUAUUCAAUCUAGUAGAGGACAUAGACUUGAUGAAGAAUAUAAGUAUAUUUUUAAUAUUUAUUAAUAGUCCUGUAUUCUAAGAACAUUAUACAAUUUUCUUUCAUAUUUUUGUAUUUUUAUAAGUUUUUAAUGAAAUAAAUGCAAGAAAAUUAAAAAAAACAGAAUUAAAUGUAUUUGAAGGAUUCUUCAAUAAUUGGCUCUUUUUAUCUGUUAUAAUUGGAACUAUUGUAGUUUAAAUUAUUAUUGUGUAAAUCAAUAUAAUGAAUAUUAUAGUGAAUGUGGAGGAAAAGCUGUUAAAGUGACUCCUUUAGAUUUUGCUCAUCAUUUUAUAUGUAUUCUAAUUGGAAUGUGUAGUUUGGGAAUUGGCUAUUUAAUUAAAUAAAUACCUGAUUAAUACUUUUAAUCUAUUGAAUUAUUUCGUGAAUAGGUUAUUACAGAUGCAGAUCCAAACACUAUUUAAGUAUAAUAUUAUAUAAUAUUAAGGGUAAAUUGAAAAAACCUUCUACAUUCUUGAGGAAAAAGAGAGAGUUGGAAAACAAAUAACCUAUUAAAACUAAUUAAGAGAUUGAAAUGAAAACUGGUUAAAGUAACUUUAAAACAAAAUGA